CAGGCAUUUAAGCGCUGGAGUGUUCAAGCAUCCGAGCUCGAAAGACUUCGAAAGUUCCAGCGCAUGGCUUCCUCAACCAUUUGGAAGUCGGCUCAAGGCUGUUACUGCUCAGGGCUACCAGCCAAGCAGUAUGUGUGCGUUGCGCAGCCAUUUCUAUGCGGGGACACUUUGGAAAUGAGGAAUUUGACUUUGCUGUUCGAUCGUGCUCCGUUGUGGCGUCCAAGGUAACGGAAUGGUGCGAGUGCUGGAUCCCGUUCGCCAUGGCCGUGCUAUUCGCGACAGUGUCCCCUUCCCUUCGCAUGUCGUGACUGGAAAGGGCACGGCAUGCAUCUUCGAUGACUGCAAUCUGACAUGUCCCAACGACCAAGUAGUACUAAAGCCAGGCACGAAAGUGAAAGCACUGUCGAUUGGAGACGGCGCUUCUCUGGUGGAUGCAGCCUCGGUUGGCCGUGGGUGGAUCUGUGCGGAGCGCUUGAAAGCACUGCCCACGCUUGAAGCUGCCGAUUGCAAGUGCUGCGGAUUCAGCUUGCCUUCCAAUUACUUCCCGAGGGUAUCUCGUGACUGCUUGUACGAAAAGGGGCCUGCCAUGUGUCGUCUGUGCGAAUCUGCCGUGCUCGUUGCAAUGCAGCGCUCAGCAGCCGUGGACUCUUUUUUGGCACUCGCAGGUGGUUCAGAUUUCAAGCCAUGGGAAACCUUCAUACUUGCUAACGUGGGGAGUUUCACGGUAGAGAGUUCGACGUGCGACUAUUUUGGUCCUCACGGCCAAACAUGCGUUGAUGUAUGUUCCGCAGUAGCUGCCGUUGUUGCGUUCCAAUCUUGGCUAUGGUAUGUAACGUGUCGUACGCAGAAAGAGCUAACUCUGAGGGAGCGACCUUUGCGGUUGAUAGUUGGCACGAGGCUCAAGCCAGUGAUUAGUGAUGCUUCAACUCGCAGCUUUAGUUCAUAUCUGUCUUGCCCUUUCAGUAGCGAGCAACUUGAAACUUGGUGGUGCAAUGCAUCAACCCGUCCAUGCUGGGAACAGCCCGAGGUGAAGGGUGGCGCACUUUUGCCGAGAUACGCUGCAUGGUAUGUGCGCCCUGGAUGCAGCUGUGCUUAUGAUUUCAGCGGCACCCACUGGGCUCCACAGGACAUGCCUGAAUGGCUUCUCGAUAUUGAGGAUGCGGUCUGGAAAGAGCUUGUAGGACCUUGCGAUAGUGAUGAACUGGUGAAGCCCAACUCAUGCCUUCUGAAUUACUAUGCUAAUGGCACCCACUCGGUAGAUUGGCAUGCCGAUGAUGAACCGAUUUUCGAAGGAACGCUGCGUGAUUGUUGUAUAGUCAGCUUGUCAUUAGGAGCCACUCGGUACUUUGAUAUGCGUCGUCGUCGUAUUUGUGGGCCGCAGCGCGAGCAAGUGCGUGUGAAGCUUAAUGGUGGCGAUAUCAUCACCAUGGAGGGCAUGCUGCAGAAGCAUUGGCAGCAUCGCGUUCCCCGAGAGCCGGGAGUGGACGCCCCUCGCAUCAAUUUCACUUGGCGCACCAUCGUUGCACACCGCAGCGAAGAAGGGACGCGUUGCCCUUGCAGCGUGUGAGUGCCCGGGUCCCAGUCAGAGGUGAAGAAAGGCGAGGCAGAGAAUUUGCGUGCAUCCAGCGUGUGACGGUUUCUGCGUGUGUCAGUUGCCGUGUGUCGUCGUUUGUUGAUGCGCAUGGCGUUCCUUCGCAAACCGCUCCAUUAUUAGCAGCUGCCAACUAUUCCUCGAGUGUUCCGCCAA
Prorocentrum cordatum is the source of this 1747-nucleotide messenger RNA. NCBI's taxonomy places the organism in Eukaryota, Dinophyceae, Prorocentrales, Prorocentraceae. The record is from the annotation of a GenBank genome assembly.